UAGACUACCUGUGUACAGAAUCUUUCCAGUCUAGUCCGCGGCAUUUCCGACGAAUAGGAACUACUUCACAAGAGUACCUCCGAGACACACGCACACACACACACAUCACAAAAUGCCUUUUGUUCCCGUGGAAACUCCCAAGUGCCCUGCGUGCGGAAAGUCGGUCUACGCCGCCGAGGAGCGCGUUGCCGGAGGCUACAAAUUCCACAAGACCUGCUUCAAGUGCAGCAUGUGCAACAAGGCUCUGGACUCGACAAACUGCACGGAGCACGAGAAGGAGCUGUUCUGCAAAAACUGCCACGGACGCAAGUACGGUCCCAAGGGAUACGGUUUCGGUGGUGGUGCCGGCUGCCUGUCGAUGGACUCCGGUGCCCAUCUGAACAGAGAAUUUGUUCCGCCGAAAAUACCACCAAAGGCACCCGAUGGCUUGGGAUGUCCUAGGUGUGGCAUAUAUGUUUAUGCCGCCGAGCAAAUGCUGGCGCGGGGAAAGGGUUACCAUCGAAGGUGCUUCAAGUGCGUGCAGUGCAACAAGACCUUGGACUCAACGCUACACUGUGAUGGUCCCGACAAGGACAUUUACUGCAGAGGUUGUUAUGCUCAAAAGUUUGGUGCAAGGGGCUAUGGACACAUUGGCAUUUCGUCCAUGGGUCUUAUGUCUGAUAUCAAGGAUUGUGAGUGGCAAAGCGAUAUGGCCCCGAAGACAGCUGCCAUCAAUGUGGAGCAAAUUCAAGCCCCAAUAGGCGAGGGAUGUCCUCGUUGUGGUGGCGUCGUUUUUGCUGCGGAACAGGUGCUAUCGAAGGGCAGACCCUGGCACAGGAAGUGCUUCAAGUGCCGGGACUGUACAAAGACGCUGGACUCCAUUAUCGCUUGCGAUGGACCGGACAAUGAGGUGUACUGCAAAACGUGCUACGGCAAGAAGUGGGGACCCCAUGGUUACGGAUUCGCCUGUGGAUCCAGCUUUCUACAAACCGAUGGCAUUACUGAGGAAGACAUUGGAUCCCAGCGUCCGUUUGUAUGUCCGGAUACCACAUCGAUCAAGGCCCCCGAUGGCGAAGGCUGUCCACGAUGUGGUGGUGCUGUCUUUGCCGCCGAAUUGCAGCUUUCCAAGGGAAAAAUGUGGCACAGAAAGUGCUUCAAUUGCGCCAGGUGCCAUAGACCUCUGGACUCCGUGCUCGCCUGCGACGGACCGGAUGACAAUAUCUAUUGCAAGCUCUGCUAUGCAAAGCUCUACGGUCCGAAGGGAUUCGGUUAUGGGCACACACCGACUUUGGUGUCCACCAACUAUGAGUAUACGCCCAGCUGCUGGGGCACCAUUGAUCGUAACGGUCAAAAGUCUGAGAAUGGAUGUCCCCGAUGCGGUUUUAUGGUUUUUGCAGCCGAACAGAUGAAGAGCAAGAAUAACGUCUGGCACAAGCUCUGCUUCUACUGCAUGGAGUGCCGGAGGUAUUUGGAUUCGACGAACUUGAACGACGGACCCGACGGCAACAUAUAUUGUCGAUCCUGCUAUGGAAAAUUCUAUGGACCCAAGGGCGUGGGUUAUGGAAUCGGGGCCGGCACACUGACAAUGGCUUAAAAUUACGACCAAAAAAGGAAGUUUAAGGACUGUUCCCGGGUAUGCAAUAAGCUCCAAAGUGUAUACCUGGUGCAUCGAGUCCUUAGGCGGCCACAUUUUUGAGGCUGACGACUAAGCGUAGUAUUGUGUUUCAACAAAAAAUGGUUUAACAUAGCUCCAAAACCAUCGACAUUUAACUAGGAAACAUGGCGAGUGACUCUGUGGUGAUUAGUAUGAGAAUUGUAUUGUUCAUGUGUCGAAAAUAAGCAACGAACCAGCGUUCUCAGCUCCGACUGAAACUUUAUGCUUUGAACUGCUAAAAACGAAAUGACUUUAUUCGAAAAUUGUAUGUAUGGCGGUUGUAAUAUAACAAGAUCUAUAUCCUAUAAGUUACGAACAACGACUAUUAAACGAUUAACUAUAA
Molecule: messenger RNA, 1976 nt
Organism: Drosophila serrata
Lineage: Eukaryota; Metazoa; Arthropoda; Insecta; Diptera; Drosophilidae
Gene: Mlp60A
Product: Muscle LIM protein at 60A
Biological process (GO): muscle tissue development; sarcomere organization
Cellular component (GO): cytoplasm; nucleus; Z disc
Molecular function (GO): structural constituent of muscle; actinin binding
Source: RefSeq, a predicted model, not a curated record